Messenger RNA from Miscanthus lutarioriparius, 1914 nucleotides. NCBI's taxonomy places the organism in Eukaryota, Viridiplantae, Streptophyta, Magnoliopsida, Poales, Poaceae. The record is from the annotation of a GenBank genome assembly.
AUGGCUAAGGACUACCCAGCUUCUCCCAAAGCCCAGCAGCUGCAGGAAUCCAAGAAGCAGCGCCUGACAUACAUCCUCGUUGUAAGCGCGCUGUGCAUCGCCUUCUACGUCCUUGGCACAUGGCAGAACACCACGCUUCCAAAGCCCAUAGGCAACUCGGCGAUCACCCGGGUUGGCUGCGAUCCCUCAACUGCCUCCACGACACAGUCCUCUGGCUCUGUGCCGUCGUUUGGGCCAGGCUCCGGCGAGGUGCUUGACUUUGACGCACACCACCGGCUCACCAUCAACAACACAGACGGCGAUGGGGAACUGCAGCAGUUCCCAGCAUGCCCUCUCAACUUCAGUGAGUACACGCCGUGUGAGGACCGUACGCGCGGGCGCCGGUUCGACCGCGCCAUGCUAGUGUACCGGGAGCGCCAUUGUCCUGGCAAGGACGAGCAGGUCCGAUGCCUCAUCCCAGCACCGCCUGGGUACAGGACCCCCUUCAAGUGGCCUCAUAGCAGGGACUACGCCUAUUUCAACAACAUCCCCCACAAGGAGCUCAGCAUUGAGAAAGCAGUGCAGAACUGGAUCCAGGUUGAGGGCGACAAGUUCAAGUUCCCUGGUGGUGGCACUAUGUUCCCGCGUGGUGCUGAUGCCUACAUAGAUGAUAUCGAUAAGCUCAUCUCAUUAUCGGAUGGGAAGAUCAGGACGGCUGUUGACACAGGUUGUGGGGUUGCUAGUUGGGGAGCUUACUUGCUGAAGAGGAACAUCAUUGCCAUGUCAUUUGCGCCAAGAGACACGCACGAAGCUCAGGUGCAAUUCGCACUGGAAAGAGGUGUCCCUGCCAUCAUUGGUGUGAUGGGGAAGCACCGGUUGCCUUACCCAUCUAGGGCAUUUGAUAUGGCACAUUGCUCUCGCUGUCUGAUUCCUUGGUAUGCACAUGAUGGACUAUAUCUUGCUGAAGUCGAUAGGAUUCUAAGGCCAGGAGGAUAUUGGAUUCUCUCGGGUCCUCCAAUCAACUGGAAGACGCACCACGCGGGGUGGGAGAGGACAAAGGACGACCUCAAGCAAGAGCAAGACAAGAUUGAGGAUGUCGCGAGGAGCCUUUGCUGGAACAAGGUGGUUGAGAAGAGGGAUCUCUCCAUCUGGCAGAAGCCUAAGAACCACCUUGAGUGUGCCAACAUUAAGAAGACAUAUAAGAUACCCCAUAUCUGCAAGAGUGACAAUCCUGAUGCUGCUUGGUACAGACAGAUGGAAGCCUGUGUUACUCCAUUGCCUGAAGUAAGCAACCAGGGAGAAGUGGCGGGAGGAGCAGUGGAGAAAUGGCCAGAGAGGGCAUUCUUAGUUCCCCCCAGGAUUAAAAGGGGCAUGAUUCCAGGAUUGGAUGCAAAGAAGUUUGAUGAGGACAAGAAGUUGUGGGAGAAGAGGGUGGCAUACUACAAGCGCACCAUACCCAUAGCAGAGAAUAGAUACAGAAAUGUGAUGGACAUGAACGCAAACAUGGGUGGGUUUGCUGCUUCUUUAGUGAAGUACCCUGCGUGGGUGAUGAAUGUCGUCCCUGUUAACUCUGACCGGGACACCCUUGGGGCAAUAUACGAGCGAGGGUUCAUUGGCACAUACCAGGACUGGUGUGAAGCUUUCUCAACGUAUCCAAGAACCUAUGACCUCUUGCAUGCUGACAAUUUGUUUAGCAUCUACCAAGACAGGUGCGAUAUAACCGACAUCCUCUUGGAGAUGGAUAGGAUAUUAAGGCCCGAGGGCACAGCUAUCAUCCGUGACACAGUUGACGUGCUCACGAAAGUCCAGGCGAUAACCAAGCGGAUGCGGUGGGAAAGCCGCAUCAUGGACCACGAGGAUGGCCCCUUCAACCCAGAGAAGGUCCUCAUGGCGGUUAAGACGUACUGGACUGCCAAAGCAGAGGAGGAGCAUUAG